Physella acuta is the source of this 1483-nucleotide messenger RNA. RefSeq lists its product as uncharacterized. The record is from RefSeq and is a predicted model, not a curated record. NCBI's taxonomy places the organism in Eukaryota, Metazoa, Mollusca, Gastropoda, Physidae.
CAACCCAGUUUUAUAUAUCACACCUCUAUUCGACGUUAAAUUUAGCACUUCAGUGGGCAGGGGAGACUAGCACAAGGUGUUGUUACAUACUCUAGCGGAUCUCGACGUGUUAUUAUUACCUGGCUGUAGGAGUAACAAGACGUUAGUGACAGCCCACAACUUGAUUUUUUUUUAAAAGACUAUCCUUGGCAUUGUGUAUUCAGAAAGUACGUUCUACAAUGAGGUCCACAGUCCCUGUAAAAGAGCAAACGAUGAUAUGCCUAAUUGUUAUGAUAUGUUUAAUAAACUUGGCAGAUUCCUUGCUGUGCUACCAGUGUGUAGCGACGGCCCCAAAUAUGCCGUGUGUAAACGACUAUCAGGGAAUGGUAAACACAUCUUUAGGGAUUGGUAAAGCCUACUUCAAGAACUGCACUGCUGCAAACAUAACCUGGGAUCGCUGUGUUAUUGUAUAUGUGGAACAAUAUGGAUCAGUCCAAUUUUUUAACCGCGAGUGCCAUGACGGAAAAACCUUCCAGUCCAAGAUCGACCUACCCGAGUUUCACAAUCUGCCCGCAAACAACGAGACCACAUGUGGCCGCAACUACGAUGGUCAGGCCAUCUGCUUCAGGUUCUGCCAGACGGACUUCUGCAACGGGCCACAGAAACCGCCGGAAGUGGAGAAGAAAUCGCCGUGCAACGAAAGUACGAUGUUGGAUUACUUUGAUGACUGCAGUGCGGCGAGCUUGUUGGGGCCAGGGUUUCUGAUGCUUCAGCUGGCUGCACUGGUGUUGGUACUGAUACUUGUGUUUUGAUUCUAUAUGUGAACUACAUUGGAUAAAAUUCACAUGUGAUCCAACGCUUUAACAGUUUAAGCUGACAGCGAACGUUUUAAACAAGUCCAGGGGGCGUUAAUGAUCCAUUUCGGCAGCCGGGGCUAGCUAUCAACUUGUGUUCAUUCUUGCGAAAAAAAAAGCGUCAGGGAUGCAUUUUGCGAGUCAUUUUUCCAUAACAGUUUUUAUUUCAAUAUGUCACAAAUGAUGUAGAAAACACUUAAAUAAGUCCUGUAAAUAUAAGCAGCAUUUUAUUAUCUUAACUUAUUGUGUAAUAAUUCAGAAAUCCAUUCACAAUGUGUUUUAUUUCCAUUUGCUACGCCGUUUUGGCCUCCCCCCCCGCUCCUCUUCUAAAGUCGGCCCCGAGGCGACCGACCCACCUGCCGUUUCCUAGCUACGCCUCUGAACAAGUCUGCUUAUAACGGAUCACCUCAAUGGUUAUUCAAGACUAAAACGAUCCAAUAAUAAUGAAAUAGGUGGAAACUCGGUGUGAUAUUAUGGACUUGAACAUAGUUUUUAUUUAUAAAAUUAGAUUUUUAUUUCAGUGUGUCGUAAAAUUCAUAAAUUUUUAGAUCUUCUUUUUACUAAAGUCCAAUGUGUAAAUAUAGUUGUAUAAAUAAUUUAUAUUUCAUUUAAUGUACUGUUGUUUUUGUAUUAAAAAUGAGCACUUUAUU